UUGUAGCAAUGUUGAGAAAAGGCUGGUGUGUCACGCUCAGCUUUAUGCAAUAGUGGGGUGCUAUUCUUGGUGCACUGUCAACAACUGUGUUUUACAUUUUCAUCUAAAUAGUUCAGGUGAACCUCCUGAAAGUCAGUAGUGAAACUAACCCAAAACAUCAGUAACCCCAGUUCAAAAAUGCCGUUUAUUUUCUGAAUAGAAAACACAAGGUGUGAUUUCUAUAUAAUAUGAUUCACUAGAAUAUUACAUGAAAUAUAAUCUAUAAUAUUAUUACAUUUUGAGAUUUAUAUGCCUUUAUUCAACUUUUAUUUGACUGAGAUUUGGAUUGUAAGCAAUAGUAAACGAAACCAGUACACAACAUAAAUAAAUGAAUUACCUAUAACAUUUGUUAGAUUCUGCAAUCACAAAGUUACACUGAGCUGUAAAAGCACUUACAGUCCAUUAUUGCUAAAGAGUCCUGUGUAGUGGCAAGGCCCUGCCAGCCCUGCCAGUUUAUGUAAUAACCCACAGCUGAUAAAAACAAUGAUCUGCAAGACUUUUCAUUAAUGAUUAACUGUUAAGAUAGUUCACACCAUUUAGCAAAAUAUGUUUUAGAAAAGCACCGUUCACUCUCAGGAGACUUAAGUUUCUCCAUAUUCUUUGUUUUGUGUAACCAGCAAAAUAUAUUCAAUUUCUAGAGAAGAAAGGAAGUUAUUUAUGCAAAGACUGAUCCAUCAGUUUCAAACUGGAAUGAAUUAUUUUUCAUUAAAGGUUCAUUUUUCUUUGAAUCAUUGUGAAACAUUAAUAGAAGGUGCCUGUUACAGGUUCCUAUAUCUCAGGUUAAUGUUGCCAACAACCAAACCUAAUAUUCUUUCUAACUAUCAUGGAUGACUGGGAAAAACUGGAAAACAAGAACUUACUUAUAUCUAAGAAAGAAGUCAAAUAUAAUAGUUUUAAACUGAUUACUUAAAAAUCCUGUGUCCUGUGUGUGUGCGUGUGUGUGUGUGUUCGUGGGUGGGGUGAGUUCAGCUAUUGUCCCGUUGUUUUUACAGUCAAGACGUCAUCACUAACAAUAGCCUUUUACUAAAACUAAGGAAGAACUACAGUGAAAUAGACUCUCCAGAAAAUAUAUCAUAUUUCAGACCAAAGAAAAAGCCUUUUGAUCAUGCGUGUUUUUCAAAGCAGUCAUCGUUAACUGUUUGUAGGCUGGGUUUUACUUGUUGCCUGCCUGCCCAACCCGUUUCUGGCCUGCCAUCACAUCACCAUUUAUUGUGUCUAAUUAGAAGUAAUUGAGGUCUCCCCUUCCUCUGUUUCUCCACAUUUUUGUUUAGCCUCUUUCGGAAUAGAGGGUGGCUUUGUGAGAGUGAAUGAGAGUGAAACUCAUUAGGCAAACAAAAAGCUCAUUCUUCCUUUUGGGCUUAAUGAUCAAUGACAGAAGCCUGACUGAAGAUGCUCCAUCCGCUCAGCUUGUGUUUUGCUUAUUUGUCAGUUUGUCUCCAAAUUCAUAUGAAAGAAUUUCUUUGGUUUUAAUACAUAGAUGCCUAUCGCUGUUUUGUACCUUUUUUUUUUUAAUCGCACACAUAUUUUUAGAACUACGACCUGUCUUUGUGGUAUGUCACCGCGCCUUUAACAUGACAUUAAGCUCUUGGGGAAAAACUGUCCUGACUGGAUUCUUUUAUGGUGUGACUGCAUUGUUUCUAGUUUUUUCACACUGGCCUAGAAUUAGCUUUGCAUUUGCAAGAUCAAUCUUCCCUUAACAUUUUCCAAAAACAAAAAAAUAAUAUUUCCUCAAAGAAGAUGAAGCAAGUGGAAAGCACUUGGGCCUGUUUAAAAGGAGCGUUUAUGUCUAUUUACAGCUCUGUAUCUACUGGAGUCUAUAUGAUUCACAGUUCAAAACAAUCCCUGUUUAUCUCGAAUUGGAUGCCUUUAUUGUCAAGAAAACAAAAAAAUAAGAAAAGGAAAAUAAAAAUAUAUACACAUUCUUAUAUAUGAAUACAUAUGCAUACACACAUACAUAUACGCAGGUGGCCAACAAGAAGUCAUCAUUUGGUGGGAGGCUUCCAUUAAAUAAUUACUGCAGCGAUUAACAUUCUUCGGGUGGGAACUGGUUAGUUAACCCUGACUGAUGCAGUGACUAACUUUUUAAACAUUUUUUAAAAAUAUUUUAAAACCACAAUUUCAGAAGCUGCCUCCUGUUGUCAUGGAAGAGAUGAUCGUCUGUUUCAGAAGUGUCCGAUUUUAAGCCUGCAUCAAUCAGAAAACCAAACAGACCAUAAAAUAAACUGUAGAGCUCAUAGCAAACUAAAUGGAUUGGGGGUAAACAGCUGUUUAGCUUUAAGAAAACCGCUUAUCAGUGAGGCUGUUUGGCAAGGAAAGACUUUCACUUUGCUAGGGACUGGACUCUGGAGCAACGGAAAGGUCAAACGGUCAGAUGACUCCACAUUUAUCCUGUUCCAGUGUGACUGGCCCAUUAGGAUAAGAACUGAGCUGAAUGAGGUUUUCCCCCUUAUGAAUAGCAUCUGCUGUACAAGCCUGUGGGGGCAGUAUUAUGAUGUGUUUGCUUCGGUUAGUCAGGUCUUUAAUAUUAAAUCAACCCUGCCUGAAUAUAGUGUCUUUGGGACAUGCUGGAGAAGACUUUAGACAGUGGUCUGACUCCUGCAUCAUCAGUACAAGAUCUUGGCAAAACACUUAAUGCACGUCUAGAAAAUAAUAAAUGUUGUGGCAUUUUGUAAUGCUUUUCAAAACACUGAAAUCUAAAAGGUCCCCAAUUAAAUAGAGUGUGAGGUUUUGGCCAGACAUAAACACAAAUCUACAUGUACACACAGAUAUAUUCAUGUAUAAACAACAGAAAGUAAAAUCCCCAGAGUAAAUUGUAGUAGUAGUAUUUCAGUAAAACAGUAUAGGAUGAGGAGAAGUUCUUUCACAUGAUUAGGAAGUGUUAAAUGCUGUUUCUUAGUCUCGCCCUGAUUGGAUGGUCCUCUACUGUGUCUCAGUUUUAUUUGUUUUAAGGCCACCCAGACUUUGAGACAGAGGUUCACAAACUUCUUCGACAUGCCCCCAAAACUGUUAACUUCCCACAUAGCACAAUUUUUUAUCCAUCAUUAAAUUAUGAUAAAAAGUUUCCUCAUUUUCAUUCGGCUGCUCCCUUUAGGGGCUGUCGCAAUAGAUCAUCUGCGUCCAUCUCAAAAUAUUUCUUGUAACCGUGCAUCAGAAUCCAAUAUAUGUCAAGACAUACUGAAAAAGAUGAUAGUUAAGGAAAUUAAGGUUUCAUCAAGUCCAUCUUUUACUAUUUAUACCAUGGCCAGCAGAUGUCACAGUAGUUGCCGAUUAUCAUUGUUUUAUGAGUUUUAUGUGAUAUAAAUUUGAACAUUUCUAAAUACUUACUUAUACUUAUUAGUUAUUUAAAAACAUAUAGCUAUGACUCACUAUUACCACACAUAUUGUAAGCCGUCACAUUGCAUUAUGUGUCUGGUACUAACACUCAAAUGGCACUGUAGAGUCAAGCUUCCCAUUCUAGGAAGGGUGCUGGAUCAUAACAACAUCAUGGUGGCUUCAGUGAGGGAGAUGAGGCUAAAUUUAUGACCAGCAAACAUGCCAAACCCAUGACAAAAUGUGAUAUCUCUGACACUAGAAGUCACAGACUUCACCUGUAAUCGCUGUGCUGGGUUCGUCUAAACUCUUUUAAAGAGUCAAACUCACAUCAGUGAUAGAAUAUGAAAUCGCUACAGAGGUUUCAUGCAAAAACAAGUUGGUUUUUAAGACCAUUCUUACUCCACUUUAUUUCUCAUGAAAAUAUAAAUAAAAUAAUAUUUUUAUCCGACAUGUGUGCUUUGGAGACUUGGAAACUCAGACAGCAAACUCUAAAUGGUUGGAGAAAUAAAUAUAGAACAAUUUAAUACCAUUCGGGUAAUUAUGUCUUUGUGACUCUCCGUGGUUUAUUUUACUUGAGUGGCUUUCAGUUUGAGGAUCCGGCUUUUAAAAAGUAGCCAGACAGACGGAUAGAUGGGGUCCUUACUUCCUGAUGUCACACGUAAACAGCACUGAUCAUAUUACUCUGCUGAUGCUGCUGUGAUAACAGCGCUGGAAACCUUUACAGUAUUGCGAGUAUCAGUAACAAAUUUCCAGUCACAACCUCAGGCUUAAAAUAUGCACGAUAGCGUCUGAUGCUAUUUAUUUGCCUAAUCUUAUUGGUUGUUUGUGUUGAGCCGGCCCACACCUGUUUAUUAGCUCCGCCCACCGAAAUAACUUCUAUUCGUUUUACCCGUCCAGGCGUCAUUCUAGUUAAGCGACAGUUUGGAAAGUUGUGCUCGCGUAUCUUUGUAUUUAUUUAUUAUUUUUUUAAAGAGACAUUUUCGCUAUAUUAUUUAUGAAGGAUGAAAGUGUCAGGUUUACUUCAGACUCAAGCCAAGUGUCGAAGACCGUGAUUGAAUCCUUAAAAAUCCACUGCCACGAGAGUUUACACACAGAAGGACUUAUUUACCCCAAGAGCAGGAUAAAGAUGGGAAAAUGGCACUUAUCCAUGGACCCGGUUCAGGAGUGGGGCGAAGAGGAGGAGGACGGGGCAGUGUUUGGGAUCACGCUACGCAGGGAGCCUGUGCCGACCUCGACCAUGGGAGAGCUUCCAAUGAGCUUCGUCCAGUACCACACGGUGAAGGUGCGCAGGCUGAAGGCAGCUACCCUGGAGCGUCUGGUUACCCAUCUACUGGACCCUGAGAAAAGGGAGUCCGACUUCAUCCAAGUGUUCCUCUCCACCUACAGGGCCUUCACCUCCACCAGCACCCUCAUUGAGCUGCUGUUUCAGAGAAAUGACUCGGUCACAAACCUGGAUAACUCAGUGAACGCGAACAGUACCUUGGUCCCAGUGAUCCGGCUUUGGUUAGAGGAAUACAGCGAAGACUUCAAUGAGCCCCCUCAGUACCAGGCUCUCCGGACUUUGUGUGUCCACAUGCAACAUCGGCUCUGCUUCAGAUGUUUGGUUCAUCAUGCAGAGGGCCUGCUCAAGAGGUUCCAGGAACAAGAUUGCGGCCAGCCUGCGUCAGAGCACAGCAGUGAAUCACUGCAGCAGGUAGAUGAAGCCGAGAUGUCCACUAAGAAUGAAGACAAAUACAACUUUAUGGACUUCCCCGUGAGGGAAGUGGCUGAGCAGCUGACCAGACUGGACGCUGACCUGUUUGUCAAAGUGGAGCCCUUCCACUGCCUGGGCUGCGUCUGGUCCCAACGUGACAAAAAAGAAAACCGAAACCUGGCACCAACGGUCCGCGCCACCAUCUCCCAGUUUAACGCUGUCACCAACAGUGUCAUCACCUCACUCCUCUGCACAUCCCCGCACCUCCCUUCCACUUCCUCCCCUGGCUUGUCACCUUCUUUGUCCUCUAACUUCCUGUACCCCUCCUCUGCUCCGAGCUCACCUUGCAUCUUGCGCACCAGCCCCUGUCACAGAGCACGCGUCAUCGAGCGGUGGAUCGCUGUUGCACAGGAGUGCAGAGAGCUGAAGAACUUCUCUUCUUUAAGGGCCAUCCUUUCAGCCCUGCAAUCCAACGCUGUGUAUCGCCUCAAAAAGACAUGGGCUGCUGUCAGCAGGGAAAGCAUGGCCACCUUUGACCACCUUUGUGAGACUUUUCCUGAUGAGAACUGUGUGCUGACCAACAGGGAGAUCCUGGUGGAGGAUGGGACUCACCCACACAGCAGUGGCAUGUCGGCUGAUAAAUCACCCCAGCUCUGCUCGGAGUCCAGGCAGAUGAACUACAGCAGUGGUGUGGUACCAUACCUGGGCACUUACCUGACAGUCCUCACCAUGCUGGACACAGCGUUGAACGACACAGUGGACGGUGGCCUCAUAAACUUUGAGAAACGCAGACGGGAAUUUGAGAUUCUUUCUCAGAUUAGGCAGCUUCAAGCUUCUUGUUCCCACUACAGUUUUCCAGUCAACCCUCGUAUCGCCGCCUGGCUGCAGACGCACACGCUGCUCACAGACCAGGAGAGCUAUGAACUGUCUCGUGGACUGGAGCCUCCAGCUGACCUCUGCCCCAGCUCUCCCAACACAUGGAGCAGUUAUCUGCUCACAAGGAAGCUCGCCGCGUUGAGAACAUCUGUCGACACUCCCAUCAGGAAGACCCACGCUGACCAGAUCAGUGUGUCGUCUUCUGGCUCGAGCGGUUCCGACAUGGAGGACCUGUCUGUGCCUCAGCUCUCCCCCCUCAGACUGAAACUAAAGUCGUUCUCGGGCUCCCUUCACAACGUCACAGAAGGCACCUCCUCCGGGUCCUCCUCCCCAUCCCUGUCUAGAUCCUCCUGCAGCUCCUCACAUCCAGACCUCACAUCCCCCUCCCUGGUGCUAAACCCAGACCCAUCGUCCUCAUCAUCAUCCAGCUGCUCUCCUCGGGCGCUGCCUGUUUACAACAAACAGGUUGCUGACUCGUGUAUCAUCAGAGUCAGUGUGGAGUGUGUCAGCAAUGGAAACGUCUAUAAGAGCAUAGUGCUGACCAGUCAGGAGCACACACCUCAGGUAAUUCAGAGAGCUCUUGAAAAGCACAACAUGGAGGACUUCAGUUGCAGUGACUUCGGCCUCUACCAGGUGCUCAAAAAUGGAAAAGAGCUCCAGAUACCUGACAAAGCCAACGUGUUUUAUGCAAUGUGCCCCACUGCCAACUAUGACUUUGUCCUGCGCCAGCGCUGGAGGAGCCACGGGAGAAAUUUUGGCUCUUCAACCAGCCCUGGAGCUCUGCCCAGGUGCCGCCGUGGAAGGUGAAAAGUAUUUGGUCUGAAUGAAAGGAUCGAAGGACACUUUUUUUAGAGCGAGAGUGGAGCUGUUUAUCUGCACCAACCACUUCAAGACACAUCUGUGGCUGUUUGCAUCUACUCAUCAAGAUGAGAUUGUUACUAUGUAGCAGCAGACGAGAGCAGAGAUUCCCAGACUUCGACUGAAACAUAACCCGGAGAAGUUCUCAUCGAAGCUUAAUAUUCAUCAGGAGCAGCACUGGAACAAAAGCGAUCCCGUGCUCCUUGAAAAAGUUUGAAGGAAAUGUUCAGAUAUACAUAAGACUGAAUGCAAAGAAUAACCUGAGUAACAAAAAGUGCAAUCUCACCAAGGAUUGGUGCCACGAAGAACUCUUCAGCUUUCACCGCAGGAGAUGACACAUAUCAGGAUCAGCUGGUCUUACAAAGCAGUCCUGUGUCAUGACCCAAAAUUAACUUGCUGUGUGGCUUCUGUCUGUGACCAGUUUAGCACACAUGACACUUUUCUCUCAGCCUGUUCGGCUGCGUGAGCAACAGGGGCUGCUGUCUUUCACAAACCCGGCAGAACAAAUGGAAGAACAGUGAGUCAGGAUGAUUAAAUAUGAGAUGUUCGCUCUCAGAUGAUGAGCACAGAUUCCCAAACAGAUCGAGGUUGAAUUUUACUCAUGCUGAGUGCAUUGGAUGGAGUGAAGCUCUGUUUAGACCAACACCUACUGACCCUGAUGUGGACGUGUCUGCAACAAGUAUUCAUUUGUUUUGUAGUAAAUGAUUUCAAUAUUUUAAUGUAACUUAAUGAAAUCUUGUCAUUUAAAAUUAUUUAUAGUGUUUCAGUAUUCAGCUUUUAGAGCUACGGUGAUGUAGUAAAAACGUGUCUGUAUGUUUUUUCAUGUUUUCUAGUCUUUGAUGAAGUGCUGUAGAAAUCAUGUUAACAUUUAGUUCUCAUAAGCUCAACUCAGUUUUGUAUCUGUUUGAUCGAAGAAAGCUAUUUCUCUUUUCUUUUUCUAUGUUUCUUUUUUAAUUUGCUACGGUGAAAUGAAGGACUCUUUUUAAGUAAGAUAAUAUGCACAUUAUGUAUGUUUAUAUAGUCUGUGGCCUUGCCUGGAUUGUGGCAUUUGUUUUAAGUUUUAAUGCUUACAUGGGACAUCACACAGAUCAUUUUCCCCUACCCAAACUGUUAUUCAGGUGCCGCUUAUGGUCACUAAUGUCUGUAAUCUGGGGUAAUUAUAGACCACCAGGCCUACUAUAAUAAGUCAGUUUGCAUGCAUCACUGUGCAUGAAAUUAAUCUGAAAAAUGGUUCUCGUAUGUGAAAAUAAGGAUGAACUAGCAUGUGAAUUAAAUUAGCAGGUUAGAGCUACUCUGUGAGGCUAAUCCUCCUGAAAACUACCAGCCAGAUGUUUUUAUGCAUCUAAGAUGAAAAUUUAAGUCAAGUUCAAAAGUGUUCAGUCACUGAACAACAUAAAAUAUUUUUUGUUUUGUUUUUUUAGCUUUUGCACACUGGUGGGUUGUUUUUUGCAGGAUUUUGCAUCACCCAUUCAUUUUAAAGCUUCUAUGAUCUGGUUUUAAAAAAAAAUCAAGUGAAAAGUUGGUAGCAAAAGGAGUGGCAGCUGCAUUAAAUGAAGGAAAUGAAUUAGCAGGUUUUCAUCUUUGUUUGUUUUUUUGCACAUCAGAAGUUCUGUAUGAACAUUUUUUAAACACUUUAUUUCAGCAGAUUCUUUAUUUAAGUUUCAUCUAAGCAUUUGCUCAUAAUAACUGAUGUUAAAUGUUUAGUAAUAAAAUGAUUUUUGUCAUAGUGA
Haplochromis burtoni (Burton's mouthbrooder) is the source of this 8508-nucleotide messenger RNA. It is a transcript of the gene rgl3a, whose product is annotated as ral guanine nucleotide dissociation stimulator-like 3a. Gene Ontology annotation, biological process: Ras protein signal transduction; positive regulation of GTPase activity. The coding region runs from base 4346 to 6727 and encodes 793 amino acids. Lineage: Eukaryota; Metazoa; Chordata; Actinopteri; Cichliformes; Cichlidae. The record is from RefSeq and is a predicted model, not a curated record. Gene Ontology annotation, cellular component: plasma membrane. The transcript is spliced from 17 exons. Gene Ontology annotation, molecular function: guanyl-nucleotide exchange factor activity.